Pelobates cultripes (western spadefoot toad) is the source of this 34502-nucleotide messenger RNA. Lineage: Eukaryota; Metazoa; Chordata; Amphibia; Anura; Pelobatidae. The record is from the annotation of a GenBank genome assembly.
GUUACUUGGUGUGGGUGUGGUCGGGCGUGGUGACGUCAGUGCCGGUUGUUGACGUGGCCUGGUCGGAGCGGUUCCUGUCAGAGUUACCGGAGCCGCCAUGAGCGACCCUCACAGACAGGACAUAGCGGCCAUCUUCAAACGGCUCCGCUCCGCGCCCACCAACAAGGCGAGUCCGGGGACUGGGGAGACCGGGGAUUAAUGGGUAACUGGGAGACUGGGGACACGGGGUAAACUGGGGAGACUGGGGGACACGGGUAACCAUGGGGAGACUGGGGACACGGGGUAACCAUGGGGAGACUGGGGGACACGGGUAACCAUGGGGAGACUGGGGACACGGGCAACUGGGACUGAGGGGACAAGUAAACUGGGAGGCUGGGGACACGUGGGUAACCGGGGUGGCUGGGGACACGGGCAACCGGGAGACUGAGGGGGACACGGCAAAUCCUCGGGAGACUGAGGGGGAGACACGGGCAAAUCCGGGGAUACUGGGAGACACGGGGUAAACUGGGGACAAUGGGUAACUGGGGUGGCUGGGGAGACACGGGGUAAACUGGGACACAAACCGGGGUGGCUGGGGGACACGGGGCAAACUGGGAGACUGAGGGGGGACACGGGGUAACUGGGAGACUGAGGGGGGACAGCUGGGUAACCGGGGACACGGGCAACUGGGAGACUGGGGCCACAAAAUCCGGGGAUACUGGGGAGACACGGCAACUGGGGACAAAAUCCGGGGACUGGGGGACACGGGGCAAACUGGGAGACUGAGGGGGGACACGGGCAACCGGGGAGACUGGGGGGAUACACGGGGUAAACUGGGAUAAUUGGGGAGACACGGGGUAACUGGGACACGGGUAAACGGGGAUACUGGGGACACGGGUAACUGGGGUGGACACGGGUAACCGGGGACACAAAAAUCCGGGGACUGGGGACACGGGGAGAAUGACAUGGUGGAGAAAUGACACGGCAACGGGGAGAAUGACACGGGUAACGGGAGAAUGACACUGGUAACCGGGGAAUGACGGGUAACGGGGAGAGACACGGGGAGAAUGGCGGGGAGAGAGACAUGGGGUAAACUGGGGCCGAGAGAGACAUCAAAUCGUGGGGGGAGAGACACGGGGUAACCGGGGGGAGACGAGGUAACCAUGGGGAGACUAGAGCUGGUACAUGGGUGGGUCAGAGAAAACAGGGGGGUGGGGUCACACAGGGUAAACAUGGGGAGCUUUGACAUGGCGCACAGGGCAACAGCUGGGUCACUUGGGGGGAGAAUAGGGAGUGCAACAGCUUGGAUAUUGUGCAACUGUACCCAAAACAUGGAGGCUGAUAGGUGGCGGAGGUCAGUAGAAACUGGGGGGGGGGGGGUUUGAGUAGGCAUCUGCUACUGAGAGGGUGCUAUAAAAAGCAGCUGGUACUGAUUCAGGUAGAACUGGUAGAUAUUGGGUUAGGUGGCAGUUGGUACAAAAGGAUAUGGAGCUGGGGGUGAGAGGGACUUGGGGCAGUGAGAUUGCAGAGAGGCUAUCUGUUCUUGGGGUAUCGCUGGUUGUGUCUCAUAGCUUCUAUUGAUUCUGAGAAGCACUCCUUUUUUAGAAUGACUAUUGAAAUAAAUUUGUUUUAUUAUCACAAGGGUCACCAAUUAGAUUAACACACUGCUUCUUAUUGAAACCAGAUAGGAAACCGCAAAUAAACCUGUUUUUUUUCCCAUAACUUUAUUUGUUUGUUGGGUUUUUUUAACUAGAAAAGUUAAAUUCCCACCUGUAAAAGAAACAGAACUUAUUUUUAUUGUAUUGCUGGUAGCUUCACAUUUUUCUAUAUGUGUAUCUUUCAAUUUAUAUAACGUGUCCCUUCUAUUGAAUUCUCUAUUAGUGAGGAAGAUUCAAUCAGUUGAGUGAUCAGGUGCUGUCUGACUUUGGAAACUUUUAUCUGCGUUCGUUAUAUCUCUCUAAUUAGCUCAUACUGAAGGACAAACACUGUUACUCACUAAAGUGAGAAUUGCGGGAAUCUAAAGUGAACUGUAAAUUUAAGGACAAAACAGACAAACUGAAAGGGUAGCUGAUUUGGAAAGUUUUUAAAGUGUGUGUAUGUGAAAAAAAAAUUAAAUAAAUAUAUAUUUUUUUACCAUGUUGUGUUUUGAAGUGGUGAUGGUGCAUGCAGUCUGUAUGUGCAGCAUUUGCGCAGUUCAGAGACCCCGGAAUGUAAGCGGUUAAUGACAAAUUGUGCUUUCAUGCUGAAAAUGGUUAGAAUAUGUGUUUUUCCACAAACUGAGCAGCGAGCACCAGCUGAUCUCUUCCUUCCCCUUUGGGACGGGGGGGGGGUGACACAGGGUGCUAGUUGUGAUAUUUAUUGCACAGGUUGCCUGGGUUCCCUGGAGGCUGUUUGCUGUGCAGAAGAAAUUUGUUUGCAGUUUCUGUUCUAAUUAUACAUAUUAUCCAGUGCUUUCAUUCCUGGCAAGCUGGUGUCUGAUUUUGUUAAAGGGGCUCUCGUCCUCCUUGCAUAGGCUGUGGCGCUCCUCUCUCUACUGACUUUCUGCUUAUAGCUGCUCCAAAUAAUUUCAUCCCAAUUUUAAUGGCAUCAUGGCGAAGAAGAAGUUCACAAGAAGUUGUAUGUGCCCAGUAUCUGCUGUGACUGCUUCCAUGCAGUUAUUCUGUUAUGUAAUACAAUUUUUACAUGAAUUACACACUGCCCAUAUAUCUGUGCAUAAUCUCACUUUAAUUCUGCGUUUUCUUGCUUAUUAAAUAUUGCGUUAUCGAUCUGCUUAUCUUUAAUAAUUUGCCAUCCUGUAAAUCCUAUGACAUUAUGUUUUUAGUUUUGGAAAUUUAUCUGUUGUUUAGAUGGGUGUUUUAUCCCCCACUCCAGCUGUGACAGAACCAUCUGUCUGCUGGAUUUUUGCCCGUUCGUCUGUUUGUCCCCGUUCGUAUGAAUGGCUGGGUUCUAUAGCCCAGCCAUUCGAAUGACUCUUUUUCCCGAACAAAUCUGCCGAACGAACGGCCACCCAAGUGAGGAGUGUGCUGCAGGUUAACAAAGUGAUCACCAUUAUAACGUUGUGGUUAACCGCAGACACUUCUCAAUUAAACCGAACUCAGGGUGGUCGUCGUUCGUAUGUCGACCACGAGGCAGCGGCCAUUUUAAAUCAUGCGAACGCUCAGCGGUGUUUGGCUCUAUUUCUAUGGAACGGAAAACGGACACUUUUUCUGUCGAACACCGCUGAAACAAGGGAACGCCUGGCUGCCUCCACGAAAGCAUGCGAACACCGGCCGUUCGGGAGAUUGAGAGCAUACAAAAGACUUAACCCAGAUAGCCCUCCCAUGGAGUCAUUCGUAUACCGAAAGACUGUAAGAACUUUGACUCCAUGGCGAUUGAACUAUGUGUGUGGGAUCUGAGCGCUAUUCGCUAAUAAUAUGCACUCAGAUCCAGGCUAUCUGGGGACAUGUAAUACGAAUGGGAAAUGUUCAGUUUUCAUGUAGUUAUGCAUUUUUAUGUCUUUUAUUAUUUUAUGUUUAAAAUGGCGACUGUCCUUGUCCUGGAGUUAAUUGAGUUACUUGGUAAUUAACUCCAGGACAGAGGGGAGGGAAUCAGAAUGCACUGUGGGUAAGAGAUGUGACUGUGUGUCAGAAAUGUCCUUCUAUCUGUCUGUAAUUUAAGUCUUCCAUUUGGUCCCCUAGGGGAGUGUCCACCAGGUGGGAGACCUGCAUAAAUACGGGCAGGUAGCCCACAGUAAAACCAGAUCUUAUUUGACCCUCAAUGCGGAGCUUCUGUCUCGUUAUUGGGGGGAUUUCUUCUUCACGGUUAGAGACUGCUGGAUGGAACUUAAGCCGCUUUGGGGAUAUUAUUGUUCGACGGUUCAUAGCAGUUCGUAUAUUGCCGUUCGGGAGUUUGGAGCCGUUCGUGGAUUUCGAUCGGGAGAUUGGCGCUUCCCCUGCAUUUGGUUCGUGGGUUACGGAGUAAGCGAACAGAGACUGUACUGCAGCCGGGGAAGGUUUACUAAACGGCGGUUUGGCUUAAAGACACGGGAGGUGUCUUAACACCAGCAUUACCACAUGUUUCCAAUAUGUCUUGCUUGGUAAUUAUACUCCCGGCAGCCUGAGGUUUCAGGUCGGAAAUGCUGUGAGAUGGAUGCAGGGUACCAAUCCUUGUUCUUGCUGGGAAUGCUGAGAGAUGGAUACAGGGUACCAAUCCUUGCCCUUGCUGAGAAUGCUGAGAGAUGGAUGCAGGGUACCAAUCCUUGCCCUUGCUGGGAAUGCUGUGAGAUGGAUGCAGGGUACCAAUCCUUGCCCUUGCUGGGAAUGCUGAGAGAUGGAUGCAGGGUACCAAUCCUUGCCCUUGCUGAGAAUGCUGAGAGAUGGAUGCAGGGUGCCAAUCCUUGCCCUUGCUGUGAGAUGGAUGCAGGGUGCCAAUCCUUGCCCUUGCUGUGAGAUGGAUGCAGGGUGCCAAUCCUUGCCCUUGCUGAGAGAUGGAUGCAGGGUGCCAAUCCUUGCCCUUGCUGAGAGAUGGAUGCAGGGUGCCAAUCCUUGCCCUUGCUGAGAGAUGGAUGCAGGGUGCCAAUCCUUGCCCUUGCUGAGAGAUGGAUGCAGGGUGCCAAUCCUUGCCCUUGCUGAGAGAUGGAUGCAGGGUGCCAAUCCUUGCCCUUGCUGGGAGAUGGAUGCAGGGUGCCAAUCCUUGCCCUUGCUGAGAGAUGGAUGCAGGGUGCCAAUCCUUGCCCUUGCUGAGAGAUGGAUGCAGGGUGCCAAUCCUUGCCCUUGCUGAGAGAUGGAUGCAGGGUGCCAAUCCUUGCCCUUGCUGAGAGAUGGAUGCAGGGUGCCAAUCCUUGCCCUUGCUGAGAGAUGGAUGCAGGGUGCCAAUCCUUGCCCUUGCUGAGAGAUGGAUGCAGGGUACCAAUCCUUUCCCUUGCUGGGAAUGCUGAGAGAUGGAUGCAGGGUACCAAUCCUUUCCCUUGCUGGGAAUGAGAGAUGGAUGCAGGGUACCAAUCCUUUCCCUUGCUGGGAAUGCUGAGAGAUGGAUGCAGGGUACCAAACCUUUCCCUUGCUGGGAAUGCUGAGAGAUGGAUGCAGGGUACCAAUCCUUUCCCUUGCUGGGAAUGCUGAGAGAUGGAUGCAGGGUACCAAUCCUUUCCCUUGCUGGGAAUGCUGAGAGAUGGAUGCAGGGUACCAAUCCUUUCCCUUGCUGGGAAUGCUCCUGAGAGGGUGGAUGCAGGUGCCCUUACCCUUGAAGAUGGAUGCAUGGUGCCAAUCCUGCUGAGAUGGUUGCCCUUGCUACAGAGAGAGAGAUGCAGGUGCCAAUCCUUACCCACUUGCUGAGAGAUGCAGGGUGCCAAUCCUGCCCUUGCUGAGAGAUGGAUGCAGGGUGCCAAUCCUUUUCCCUUGCUGGGAGAGAUGGAUGCAUGGAUGCAGGGUACCAAUCCUUUCUAGAAUGCUGAGAGAUGGAUGCAUGCAGGGUUCCCUUGCUGGGAAUGCUGAGAGAUGGAUGCAGGGUACCAAUCCUUUCCCUUGCUGGGAAUGCUGAGAGAUGGAUGCAGGGUACCAAACCUUUCCCUUGCUGGGAAUGCUGAGAGAUGGAUGCAGGGUACCAAUCCUUUCCCUUGCUGGGAAUGCUGAGAGAUGGAUGCAGGGUACCAAUCCUUUCCCUUGCUGGGAAUGCUGAGAGAUGGAUGCAGGGUACCAAUCCUUUCCCUUGCUGAGAGAUGGAUGCAGGGUGCCAGAGAUGGAUGCCAACUUUCCUUGCUGAGAGAUGGAUGCAGGGUGCCAAUCCUUGCCCUUGCUGAGAGAUGGAUGCAGGGUGCCAAUCCUUGCCCUUGCUGAGAGAUGGAUGCAGGGUGCCAAUCCUUGCCCUUGCUGAGAGAUGGAUGCAGGGUGCCAAUCCUUGCCCUGCUGCUGAGCUGAGAGAUGGAUGCAGGGUGCCAAUCCUUGCCCUGCUGAGAGAUGGAUGCAGGGUGCCAAUCCUUGCCCUUGCUGAGAGAUGGAUGCAGGGUGCCAAUCCUUGCCCUUGCUGAGAGAUGGAUGCAGGGUGCCAAUCCUUGCCCUUGCUGAGAUGGAUGCAGGGUGCCAAUCCUUGCCCUUGCUGGGAGAUGGAUGCAGGGUGCCAAUCCUUGCCCUUGCUGGGAGAUGGAUGCAGGGUGCCAAUCCUUGCCCUUGCUGGGAGAUGGAUGCAGGGUGCCAAUCCUUGCCCUUGCUGAGAGAUGGAUGCAGGGUGCCAAUCCUUGCCCUUGCUGAGAGAUGGAUGCAGGGUGCCAAUCCUUGCCCUUGCUGAGAGAUGGAUGCAGGGUGCCAAUCCUUGCCCUUGCUGAGAGAUGGAUGCAGGGUGCCAAUCCUUGCCCUUGCUGAGAGAUGGAUGCAGGGUGCCAAUCCUUGCCCUUGCUGGGAAUGCUGAGAGAUGGAUGCAGGGUACCAAUCCUUGCCCUUGCUGGGAAAUGGAUGCAGGGUACCAAUCCUUGCCCUUGCUGGGAAAUGGAUGCAGGGUACCAAUCCUUGCCCUUGCUGGGAAAUGGAUGCAGGGUACCAAUCCUUGCCCUUGCUGGGAAUGCUGAUAUAUAUAAUUUUUUUUUUUUUUUUUUCUGUAAAAGAGAAUGGUUGAUUGUGUAAUAGAAAUUGAAUUUGGAUUUUUUUUAAAUGGUAUUUUUAUGCAAUGUCUGCAUUUAAUCGCAUAUUGAUGGUGGCUAUUAGUCUUUUUUCUGUGCCUUCCUGGUCACCGGCUGAGGUUUGAUGUCUAGAUGUGUUCUGAUUGGAUGGAAACAUCGAGCAGCCAACCAAUCAAGAUGCAACUUUCAAAUCAAGUGUUUUCCUGGUGUCUCCGUUGAAGUGCAGGGUUUUUAAUAGCCGCAAGUCUACUGUAUUUGAGAAUUUAUUUCAGGCGACCCCAAUAGAUCUUUUAUGAAAUUGUACACAAUAUGAGUGUGAAACUUGUCGGAAGUCAUUUUUAAACUCUCUGUGUAUAAUAGUUGCAAUAGACCUAUAGCUAGGAAUACUCCCGUUUUGAUUGGAUGAAAACAGCGGACAGCCGAUCAAAAUGCAGAAACUGUUACAAUCCUGGUUUGCGUCCUCAAAUCCCUUCAAUGGAAAUAACAAAGCAAUGGCUGCCCCCAUCUCUUUACCUGUAACUGCUGCCCGGGUGGAGGGAGCUCUGAAGGAAUACCUAGUGUGACAUUUUAUUUGCUUAACUCACAGGUUCAUAGGUCAGAUAAAUAGCACACAGUACUUUGUCCUAUCCUACACGCUGGCGUGUGCGUAACACUCCAUGGACUGUCUAAACAUGUUUGAUAAUAAAGCUUUGCUAGUUCUGAAUGGUAAUGAUGUUUGGGUGGUGUUUCUCCUGUAAAACAUGAUGUCUAAUUAUUUGUUGGCAGGUGUGAGUCACUGUGUAAAUCCACGUUCACUGAGCAGAGUAAAGUUUGUGGUUCCUUUCACUGUCUGAUUUUGCACGUUCUGUGUCUGGUGAUUGUACAUAUAGUUUUGCUCAGUGGAUUUAAAACUGGUAAUUCUACAUGCAGCUCUCUGUUUCCAGUCAGAUGGGUUUAUUCACUAAAAGGAUAUAUGUGAAGAAUAUUAGUUUAUGUAACAUUAUAUAAGGGAUCUGGAUGGAGUAGGAGUCUGUUGUACAGGUCAUGUAUACAGGAUUAUAUAGUUUACACAGGUCAUGCCACAUUAUAUUAAGCGUUUUCUGUUCCCAAGCAUGUUUUAUAAUGGUCUUUAUCUUUUUUCAUUAUUCUAGGUGUGCUUUGAUUGUGGUGCAAAGAAUCCCAGCUGGGCGAGUAUCACAUAUGGCGUCUUCUUGUGCAUUGAUUGCUCAGGGACACAUCGAUCUCUUGGGGUUCACUUAAGCUUUAUUAGGUAGGUUUGGCGUUGGUAGGUUUACUGCAUCAUGAUUAAAAAGAUCACCAUACCCUUAUACCUGCUAUUAAAACACACUAUGUGCGUGGAGACACAGGGGACCUCCUUACACCAUAACCUUAUAGCUGCAGUUAUAAUACACUGUGUGCAGGGAGACAGGGGACCUCCUUACACCAAAUCUUUAUAGCUGCAAUUAUAAUACACUGUGUGCGGGGAGACACGGGACCUCCUUACACCAUAACCUUAUUGCUGCAGAUAUAAUACACUGGAUGCGGGGAGACAGGAGACCUUGCACCAUAACCUUAAAGCUGCAGUUAUAAUAUACUGUGUGUGGAGAGACAAGGGACCUCCUUAUACAAUAACCUUAUAGCUGCAGUUAUAAAUACACUGUGUGCAGGGAAACAGGGGACCUCCUUACACCAUAACCUUAUAGCUGCAGUUAUAAUACACUGUGUGCAGGGGGACAAAGGUUUUGAAAUGCGGACGUGUGAAAAUUAUACAUCUCUAAAGGCAGAUUCGCUGCUGAUGAAAAGAAAGGGGGAGCAUGUUCUGUGAAGGAUAUUUUAAGGGUCACUCUAGUGUCCAAAUUUUUUUUUUUUUUUUAUAAAAAACACUGUUUAGUAGAUAUGCCAUCAGUGAGAACAUCCAUAUAUGCAAUCAAAUUUGUUUUGUAAAUGAAGAGGACACAUUCUUCACAUAGGAAACAUUUCAGCAAGCUAAAGUGGUUUAGGUGUUUGGAAUGUUCCUUAAACUUUAGACCCCUAGUUUGUUUAGUUCAUUGAGCUGCAUUGGGAAGUCUGUGAUUGGACAGUGGGGUGGGGGGAGGUUAGAAAUAGGUUUGCAAAGGCUGCAGCAAAGAGAUCUGCAGCUUUUGUAAGCUGAUUUUAGAUAUACACCCAAUGAGGAAAAAUGCAUAAUUAAAUGCUGGCAUGUUUUUCAUUGGGGUAUAUUUUAUAUUCUGUGUAGAUGUAAAUGGCCAAUAGUUUGUGAGCAUUUGUUUCGAAGUAACAAUCUUUUACAUUCUAUGUAAUGACAGAGGUUAUAUGGCAGGCAACUUUCACCUUCUGGAUAAACAAGUCUCGUCACUCUGUGUUCUGAUUUCACCUUCUGGAUAAACCAGUGUUUCAUGGCUUUCAGGGUUAUUUACCAAUGUGAGAAUUCAUAGUGAAUAUUUCAAAUUAUGGGUCACAGUAGCCGAACUGAUGGCAUAGUUCACUUGUUUUUAUUUUUUUAUUAAAUUAGUGUUGAACUUUCACUUUUAAUAAAUGAUGGUUUCCUCACAAUGUGUUCGAAUUUCAGAUAAAUAAUAUAAAAUUAAGAUUACAUGUUUCUCUUCUAUGGAAUUUCCCAAUAUGUUAAAAGUAAAUGUUUGUAAUUGUGCAGAUGUUUCUUGUCUGGUUAAGCAGAUUGUGGAAUCCAGUAAAAUGUUCUUUAUAAAAUGCGAAGUCGAUCUCUUUGUAGAUGCCAUUUCCACUUGAACUAAAAUGUUCUAUUUUCUGUUUAGAUCGACAGAGCUGGAUUCCAACUGGUCGUGGUUUCAGCUCCGGUGUAUGCAAGUAGGAGGAAACACAAACGCAGUGAGUAUUUUCUGCAUGUGUUAAACUUGCUACUGCCGGGUGGCUAAUUUGUCAUAUUUACUAUUAUUCUGCCUUCUGUUAGCUAUGUAUGAAAACCAUGCAUUAGCAUGUGUACUUAAAAGAUGGUCACAUCUUUAAUUCAAAUCGGUGGAUCAUUAAAAUAAUGCAGUCUAUAAUGGAACGUCUCUAAACCCACUGUGCAUAUAGUUCCACAUAUAGGAAAAUGAUUGUAUGUUUUAAGUGUCAAGAGGGGAAUCGGCCAUAGCUCACACAAGGCUAAAACAAUAGUCUUCUCAUAGGGAAAGUAAAUCUCUUUAAGGGACGACCUAUGCACCAAAGCCAACACAUCUUACUAUAGUGGUUUUGGUGCAGCAUGCUAAAUGUACACAUUAGAUUUGUUGUUGGUUAGACUGCCUCUAGUGGCCGUCAUUAAAAGCUGUUCCUCAUGAAGACUUUUUGUGUAAUUAAAAGCUUGGCUAGUGACACAGGGCUUCAGCUUUGAAAUCAUUGCUUCUCGAAUAGAAACAUCUGUUUGGCUAAGCCUGCCUGGUCCCCAUGCUUUUCUUUUCUUUUCUUUUUUAUGCCUUUUUUUUUAAUAUAAUUUUUUAUUUUUAUUGUGCUUAUGAAUGACUACAGGUAUGCUCACAAUGUCACAACAACAUUAGUAAGCUAUCUUAGUGUGAUACACAGAAAAACAUUGGUAUGACACUUGCAGAAACAGCACAUUUUUAGGCAAUAUAAAAAAAGCAAGAUUCAAGCUAUGCAGUUAUGUCUAAGAUGGUGAAUAUUCAUAUGAUUUAUAUGACCGAAGAGCAAAUAUAUCCAUGGGUAUUACGUGGUAUAGUGUUGCCGUGCCUAACAAAAAACUGGCUGGUUUAUAGGUCUAACUGAUAGAGGUAAGACCUAGUCAGAAUAUUCACAUAACUAAACUUGUUAGACGGGAAAAGAAGAGUAAAUCGAUAAAAUGUGAUAUAGUAUGCAGAUCAUUUGGGUUAACUGCACCCGUUAUUAUAUAUCAUGUUGAACCAAUACCUCUAUUCGUUUAGCUUUGCUCUAGGCUUGAGAAGCCUGGCCCACAUCAGAUUCGAGUUUUUCUGUAAGGAGUUAGGGUGGGUGCUUAGGUAACCAGUCACGUAUCUACUCAAAUAAGGGUAUUAACCCUAGCGAAAGCACAGCGUUAUAGCUUUCCACUGGUGUCUGAGUUACUAUACUACUGCAUUAAGUAUGAAUACAUAUUGGCACGUAUGCUAGGGACACAUUGAGUAUAUUCAUCAAGGCUAUAUCUUAUUGCGUUAUUAGUAAUUGAUACCACUGGGUUUGAGAGUGUUCAGGUAAUGAACCGGUAACCUAGGUUGUCGGGUAGAAGGAGCCGAAUCGUGAUCUCAUUGAGUUCAGCCUAUGUCCUUCAUACAGUGGACAGCGUCUUGGCAAGCGAUGCCCCUCAGUUUCCCAGCCAAGAUACAGUCCCAGUAACUGGUUCCCCUGUUGCGUUGCUAGUUGAGCUUGGUGCCCAUUGCCGGGCUGCUCACUCCCACGUUAGCGAGAUUCCCCAGCUCGAUAGAGGCGGUGAGUGUGGGGGACUCCUUUGAGGACCCGCGGCCCGGUGAGGGAGCGGUUCAGGGCGUUGUGCCAGCUGGGUCUGUGGUGUAGUCGAUGUGCCUGCCUCCGGUUCCCCACUUUCAGCAUUGCGGCAGGGGCGUGCUCGAUGGCUCUCUACCGUGCGUCGGUUCGGGCUGGGACGAAGCCGCCAUGGGAACACUUAGUCGUCGAUGCUGUUCUCGGAUUGGCAUGGUAGUGGUGCCUGAGCGAUGGGCUAUACGGGCCCAGAAAUCCUGGCAGACCCUGUUGAAUCUCAUCUCAAAGUCUUGUACCUGGUCUCUGGGUUAGCUGUGCUUAACAAAAAUGGCGGGCUGGUGGCCAUCUUUGAGUCGCCAUGUGGCUCCAUGAGCGGUAAAGUCCGGGGGCCACUGGAGCUUCGAUAGUGAUCCCAGUGGGGACCGAGAUAUCCUCCACCGCUCAGGGUGGGGUGGGUGUCAGGGCCGAAAGAGGUCUAUUCAGGAUGUUCGGCACUCGGCUGGAGAUCUGCUGCCUCUCCUAGGUAGGAGGCCUGCUAUCCCGGUAGGUCACUCAGCAAGACUGCAGAUCAUGCUUGCACAAAUGGAGUUUUGGGAUACUCAAUGUCUCCUCUUUGUUAGUUGCGGUCUGUGCUCGGUGUAAAGUUAUUUACGAUUUUUCCUUUGUUGAUUUUGCUUGGCAAAGCUUAUUCUUGCAGGAGCUCCAAGCAAACACGUCUGGCCUGCUUGAGUCAGUCUCCCCCCAUGCUUUUCUUAUAGUAGGAGCACUAACAUUAAAAAUAUAUUUAUCAGCAUUUUUUAACAUUAGUGCUAAAUUUUGGAAUAGGUAAUCGUGCAAUUCUAGUUCUGGCAGGACUUCUCUCGAUUCUGUUAUAUUUUGCGUGCUGCAUGUCCGGUUUUCAAUCUGUCGCUGGAGUUUACUUGAUUUACACGUUUUAACCUUGUGAGUAGAAGUUUGUAUUUUGUUUGGCUUGCACAACAGGAAAAGCAACAAAAAAAGUCGGCCUACGGUUUAGUAGGAGGAAAUAAACACCUCAAAGCAUAGGAGUUCAAAAAAAAUAAAAAAAUUCCCACUAAAAAAAAUAAAGAUUGCGUAUCCAGAUAAUGUAAAUAAGUGGUAAACUGACAGUUAUCCUUUUUGAUAUAAUAUUUGUUUCCUGAGUUAUUCCACAGCACCACUGAAAAAUGCACGUGUGUGUGUGUGUGUGUGUGUGUAUAUGUAUAUGUGUGUGUGUGUGUGUGUGUAUGUAUAUAUAUAUAUAUAUAUAUAUAUAUAUAUAUAAAAUUUUACUAUGAAUAAAUAGCAUGAUGUCUGAAUUUUUCAACAGACUAUCUUCUUUCGCCAACAUGGAUGCUCAACAAACGACGCCAAUGCAAAGUACAACAGCAGAGCAUCCCAGCUUUAUCGGGAGAAAAUAAAGUCCCUUGCAACACAAGCAACCAGAAAGCAUGGCACAGAGGUAUGUAUGUAUAUUUCUAAAUUUAUGUAUAAAUUAAAUAUAAAAAAGGUAAACUAUGCUCUCAUAGGCUGACAAUAUGUCUCCAACAAAAAUCACAUUUGUUCUUUUACACCUAUACAUUUACGCAACUUGUCACUGAACAUCAUACACACACACACACACACACACACACACACACACAAGUGUAUGUAUAUGUAUGUGUGUGUGUGUGUAUGAUGAUCAGUGACAAGUUGCGUAAAUGUAUAGGUGUAAAAGAACAAAUGUGAUUUUUGUUGGAGACAUAUUGUCAGCCUAUGAGAAGAUAGUUUACCUUUUUAUAUUUAUUUUAAUUAGAACUAUAUAACCAUUAACAAGCAACUGGAAAAUAAUGGAUUUCUUUUAUGGACUGCACAAAAGUGUUAACAGCUUCAUAUCCACUAUAUGGCAAUAAUAUUGGGCCUCUAGCAGUGACAGAUCUAAUCUGCUCUGAGAACACAUUAUAAAAUAUGAUUUCCAGUAAUAUUAUUUGGGAAUGAAUUAUGGAGUGUGCAAUAACACAUCAGAGAGAUAUAAACUUUGCGUAUUCACUGUACAGUUGGCAAUCUUAAAAUGAGACCUCCUGGUUCCGUCAGAGAGGAUAUACCAAGCAGACAGACUAACCUGACUAUCAGCAUGUCUUUCAUUAAUAUGAAUAUAUAUUUAUAAUGCUUUUUAUGAUUGUAAAUUCAAGCAAUAAUUUUUUUUCAUUCCAUUAAUCCAUUCACAAUAUCACUCUCUCCUAGAGGUUUCCGAAACAUUGUUUUGGAUAAAUAUUGUAGCUGAUGCUUGGAUUUGCAGUUUUCAAAUUUGUCAAUGCAAUGUAUCUGCAGAUAUAAGAUGUUAUAAAAUAAACUCAGAGUUUGGUGAAAUGCCUCAAUCCCAUUCUUAUUUCUGCAAAUCUAUGUGUAUAGAAUCGGCACUUUUACACCUGUGCUAAGUUUCAGCCAAUGGUUUUUAGGGCAAUAGAUUUGGGAUGUUGGCGUAUAUUGCUUGAGGUUUAUGGUUCCCUCAGUGGGUGAGAGAGCCUAUAAUGUUUGGGAAUAUUUGAAUGAAAUUCUUUUGUCUGUGGAUAAAAAAAACAAAUGCUAAAUAUAACCUUAAAUAUAAAGCAGAAAAAGAAAUGACAUAAUCAGUAUCAUAAUCCUCGUAGAGCGUAUGCGUGUGUACGUAUAUUAAAAACAAAUUCUAAUAAAUAUAUAUAUUGUGCGUACGUACUAGAAAUGUUCUUGUGAGAAUGGGAAUCUAGACUGCAGAAUAAAUGAAAUGGCUGCAGUUGUGGUCAGUUGAGGGGGUUAUUUUAAUUAAACUGCGCAAUCAUUUGUGAAUUUGCACCAAAAUAAGCAUCAUAGCAAAUAAUGUUAGUCGUGGACCAUUACAAAGAGUAACGAGAGAACCCUGUAGAUGUUGUUGUAUUAUACAUAGCUGUGCAAGCAUGGUAAGUUAGUUUAUACACAGAAACAUUUUCAUAUUUCAGCAUAAACAAUCUGAACAAAGUGUGAGGGGUAAAUAUAUAAUAAAACCAAGAUUAUAUGGGUGAUUGUGUGAACUGAUAAAGACAAGUGUUGGGGGUCAUCACUGUUACUGUAAAGGAUGAUUUAUUAAAUAAAAAAAAUACUGUGUACGUUUACUUUUUAGUUAUCCUUGAAAAUUAGAAUGUACGCAAAAUAGCUGUUUUGUUUAUUCUAAUGUCGUUGCUGAUUUUAAAAAUAAAUAAAAACACAACUAGUGAUGAGGUUGAAAUGAAGGCAGGUUCUCUGUGACACUAUAGUGAAGUAGUGAUCGAACACUUCCAACUACGCCUUCACUGUAUGCAUAGAUCAGAUGAGUAACUAUGCUUUGUGUCUCUACAGCUGUGGAUCGACGGGUGUGCGGUCCCACCCCAUUCACCCCAGGCUAAAGAAGAGGACUUCUUUGCACAUGUAGAGGUACGGCAAAAUAAUUAACAUUCUGUCUCAGAGGUCGCAGAUUCUCCUGACGCGCAAUUAGUGUUUUCUAUAUUUCAAAUUUUUUUUUUUUUUUUUUUUACAGUCUGCAUACCCUGCUCUACAUCAGGUUUUAUAUGGGGUUUAAACAGAACAAGUGCAGUACAAUUUACCUAGCGUGUCUUAUUGCACACGGAAAGCUUUGUAUUAUCCUAUUCUAUCACUGCUGUAGUUAGGGCAGUAUUUGUGCACUUGGGUGGGUCACUGCGUACAGCGGGGUAAUUCAGGAAGAAUGUCCUACCUGGUGCAACAUGACCUAGUACUGGCUUAGUUCUGUCCUUUUCUGAAAUUACAAGAAAAUGGUAUUUCUGUAUAAAGAGCAGUUUAGGUGAAAGUUGUAAAUAUGAAGAAAUAAAUGGGAAAAAAUAUUUGCUGAUCGGUCUGUUGCAUUUUGUGACGUACAGGUAAAUAACAGAUUUUAAUGAUUUUUGUCGUGUAGCAUGUUAAAACACUCUCGAAACAAAAUAAAUCUGUAUUCAUGUAUAUCGAUUAUGGCAACUGAUAAACUGUGUGCGGUAGAGACUAAACCGAAUAUAUGCAGAACAUUUAAACAAUACACUUGCCAGUAUUUUGUCGAUUUGUCAACUUGCGCUGUGACUUUAAUAAAUACUAUACGGUCCUGACUGCAUAUUAUAAAAGGCUGAAUACCGUGUUAAAUGAAUGUAAUUUUAGAAUAAGUGUGACAAGUAUACUAAUUUCCCAUAUAUUCUUUUAAUCAUUUGAGGUCUUGUAAUAAACGUUUGUUGAAAGCUCUCCUUUCUCCGAGCAGGUUAGUAAUACAGAAUGGUCUACACCACAAACACCGGCGAUCUCUCUAUUAGAGAACCCUCCAGAAAGUGUCUCUGAGACCACUCAAGGUAAAACAUUUCUUCAGCUACUGCCAAUUUAUACCCCUUAUGACAAAUCCUUAAACAGGGACAGAAAUAUCACCUUCCAAACCUUUACUUUGUGUGUAAAAUUCCUCUUCAUUCUAAAUGGGUUGAAUCUUAGCGUUUCUCUACCUGGAUAAAAUGUAAAUGCACAUCCCUGUGUGAUGAACAAUGCAGACUGCAUAUAACAUAAAGUUAAAUAAUCAGAACAGCCCAGGAGAGUGAUGGAAAACUAAAAAUAAUUAUCUGGGUAUCUGCACCAACCCCUCCCACCGCCACGCCCAAAAUCAAUAAUGACUUGCAUGAUAAACUUGAAGGUUUUGAGGGCAAUGCAGAUUAUACUGGUUGCUCCCCAUAAUUAACUCUACAGGAAUAGCUCCUACAGAAUGUUUUCACAUAGCUGCAGGGUUCAGUAUUCAGUCUAUAGAGAGCUGCAGGGUUCAGUGUUCAGUCUAUGGAGAGCUGCAGGGCUCAGCUUUCAGUCUAUGGAGAGCUGCGGGGUUCAGGGUUCAGUCUGUGGAGAGCUGCGGGGUUCAGGGUUCAGUCUGUGGAGAGCUGCAGGGUUCAGUCUGUGGAGAGCUGCAGGGUUCAGGGUUCAGUCUGUGGAGAGCUGCAGGGUUCAGGGUUCAGUCUGUGGAGAGCUGCGGGGUUCAGGGUUCAGUCUGUGGAGAGCUGCAGGGUUCAGUCUGUGGAGAGCUGCAGGGUUCAGUCUGUGGAGAGCUGCAGGGUUCAGUCUGUGGAGAGCUGCGGGGUUCAGGGUCAGUCUGUGGAGAGCUGCAGGGUUCAGUCUGUGGAGAGCUGCAGGGUUCAGUCACAACAGUACAUUGUCUAUUCUUCUGUUUAAAAUGGUUUUCGUAUUUUAAUUUUUUAGGUGAACCAGAGCUUGGUCCGAGUGUGGAUCUUCUCAGCAUGUCCCCAAAAGCCUCACUAGGUAAUAUAAAGAUUUACUUUUUGAUGUUUAAAAAAAAAAAAAAGCAGAGUAAAAUAUUUUUGCAAAUCACUUAAAACCCCUUUCUGCAGCAACCCGCUGGUUCGUCAAUCUGUACAAUUUGAGAGAGCCUUUUAUUCCUAUGUAAUUUCAUUUUUUUGUUCAUCCCACGCUAGUUGGUGUGGAAUGCUUCGGCCAUUGAAACUUAUUCACAAAAUUUUAAAGAACUUGCCAUUUAAAAAAAAUUUGAUCUAACAUUUAUUAUUGGCAUUCAUAAAGUGCCGAGAUACUUCGCAGUGCAAUAUAAACAGACCAAUACAAACAUAAGAGGACCCUGUCUGUAAGCAGAAAUGUAGCUGUUAAAGUACUGUUUAUAACGUGCCCUAGUUAGGUAGCCCAUGAGCUUACAAUCUAAAUUAAAAUGAGGUAGAGACAAGGUAGCAGGAGGAAUCUGAUGGUGAUUGCCAGAGUGAAUUAAAGAAUAUUUGCAGCCACUGGUAAGUUGUUAAAUGAGAUGAGCAGGUAGGUGAUCUUGAGCAGCAGCUGGAGACCUAUAAAAUAAGAAGGAAACUGUGUCCGUAGUGCUGGAUGAUAAUGGAGUUGAUGUUUUUCUCUGUUGUAUUCUGUUCUCCACAAUUCCUAGUUUAGUGAAUAAUAUCUAUAAUAUACGUGUCUGAGAAGGGAUCCCGUAUAGCUUGACAUUAAGUACUGUUCAGGAACAUGGCACAAUGUAUCCCAGGUUUGUUACUAGUAUCUGCGCUAAGGUCCACGACCAGAUCCACAAUGCAUAGAAUGGGUUCUCUUGUAUUGAAGGUAAACCUUGUUUCCCUGCAGAUAGACCCAGACAGGGUGGUCCCUAUUCCUAGAAGAUUUUCAUUCAGAAUGUCUGUAGCUCGCGUUGUUCCUUGGUAUUGUGAUAAAGUUCUAAUAUUCCAUAUUCAGAGAUGUUUGUUCUUUUUCAUAUUUCAGCCGAUGCAGGAAGCGCACCUUGCAAAGGUGAAAAUUACCGAUACUUGCCUGCAAAUUGCUUUAAUCUUUUCCUUCUUACAGCCUCCCAGCGCCUUGAUCGAUGCCUGCUGUGUGAUGCAGACAGCUGAGUCUCUGUGCUCUCUUUACUGCGCCCGCUCUGUGUGCAGACUGGUGACUGUGAUUGUUACUAUAGAGUGAAAUAGGGGUUUGGGAAACUCACACAGUGAUGCUGAAAUUACCUCAAUUUAUAUACAGUACAAAAAAACAUACGGUUUCAGAUCUUUGCAAGAUAUUUAAAGGAACCCAUCAAGCACCAUAACUGCUACAGUGCUCAUUGGUAGCUAUAGUGCUCUAGCACCCCCCCUUUGUAAGUAGUCAGUUUGUUAGUCUGCCUGCGCAGCUCCCCACCUCCACUUCAGUCCUCAAAGAAGCAAUGAUUCUUAUUUAGAAGAUUCCUUUCGCUCUCCUGUGCCAAGUCCCCCAGCACACAGCUGACAGCAUCACGUGAUCUAAUCAUUGCACUCUGUGCUUAGCCCAGGCAGCUUCUGGCUCUCUAAAGGCUGUAGUGGAGUCGGGCAACGACUCCCAGCAGACACCAGGUAAGAAGUCUAACCAUUCUAAAAUGUUUCGACUACUCGCAUUGUGGGGUGCCUGGGUAGUCCUGACACCAUAACCACCGCAGGGUCCAGUCAUGGUGCUCAGAGACUUCCUUUAGCAUUAUUCACUAAACUCCAAAUUGUAGCAUUUUAAAGUCUAAAUGGCAAAACUGAGAUGAAAGCCGGUAAUCUGGCAAUUUUUCCAAAUCUUUGAAAUACUUAGCUUUUUGGAUUUUAAUUUUCUACAGUUUGUACGUUGCUAAAGAAUCCUGUGUGUGACCAACACCCCCCUAUAUUUUAUUUUCUAUCCCCCCUAAUUUAGAGUAAAUAAUGUUUUUGGGGCGUGGUUGCUUCCAGUUCAUGGCACAAUGAUCAGUUACUAGUCUGUGGAGCAGAGUGGCAUAUCUGUGUCUUGCUGUGUGGUACAGAGUGGUGGCACAGCGGUAUGCCCCCGCUGGGUGCAGCAGAGUGGCGUCUCUAUUGGCCUUCGCUCUGUGGCACAGAGUAACCGCUCAAUGAUCGGUGCCUGCUUUUUGCACUCAAUAUAUUUCUUAUGUUCUGUUCCUCACUUUUCCGCAGCAUGAAAAUUUUCAUUUAAAUUAAGAUGCUGUAUGUUUGCUGUCCCCACUCCCCACCACAUCAGACUCCAUCCUCACAUUAUGUUCAUAAAAAUCCAAAAUUCAGAGAUUUACUUUUAAUAUUGUGUAACAUAGGUCACGUGCUACUUUGUAACAUUGGGAUAUCCAUAGUCCUCUAUUGUCUGUAAGGGUCCAUGCCCCCUCUAAGCCUCUGAUCCGAGCAGUAAGAUAGACCGGCUGCUGACUGUAGACUAAUCUGGGAACACAGCGGCUCACACUGGAGGGAGGACAAUUAAUCAAAACCCCCAAUAUAUUCACGAACUGGAUAUGGACAUUUCAACUCUUCAAAGUAGCAUAUAUAAAUAUAGAUAUUUUUGAGAUUUACAUCAGGUUUAUUUCAUUAUCCAUGCCAGAAAAAUAAUUUGCUAUUUAUUUUUGAGAAAAACCGUUUGCUUUUUCCUUUUACACCUGAGCUGUCAUUAAAAAUGGAGGGUUGGUAUAUUAAAUCCUUCACAAUCUUGUCACACAUUUAAAUAUAUUUUUGUGAAUUGCCGAAAUACCUGUGACUUGCAUAGAUGCCUAAUUCUGCCUGUAGCCCCUCAUUACGCAUGGUCCUUGUCUCCGUGAGGUUCUAGACCCCAAAUCUUUUAAGUAUAUGGAUGUCCUUUUUGGUGAGUGUGACAAUUGAUUCUUGGCUCCCAGUAAAGGUUAUUGUAGAUUUGUGUUGGAUUUGUCAAAAGAAGUGGUUGUGAGAUUGGUUUAAAACAUACAGUUAAUGUCUGCUGUUCAGUGCCUUGGCUUGAAUAAUAAUAGAACCAAAAUGGUUGCUUUUACCGUGAAUUCUACAUCAAUGUCAAGUCUCUGUCAUUGAUGCAUAUGGAUCUUGAUGCUAGACGUUACCCCACGUGUGUUUACUCUGAAUAACCUGUGUUUAUUCAUUACAGAAACUGGAUCCAUUAUUAAAAAGAAACCCACCUCGACAAGGAAAGGGGUAAGUACUUUAUUUUAUUUUUUCUUUCAAAAUAUUUUUAUUCAAGAUGGGAUUAUAGACCAAAAAGUAUCAAGAUGAAUACAGUGGUAGAGUUUAUAUACAAUGUAUAGAGCAAGGCCACAUAGUAACACCUGUUGUUUUACUUUCUAAUUGUCCUCAUUUGAAGUGGUGAUGGUGCCUGGAGUCUGCGCAUUGCUUCAUGAUGGCGUGCAGCACAUACAGAGUUUAACCCCUUCGCUGCUGGAGGUGUAACUCCAUUGCUGGCAGAAUCAUUGGGGUUCCAUUAGCCUGCCCAAAACAAGAUAUUCUGAGCAAAAUUAUGGUUUGGCCAGCCAAUAGAGGUACGCCCUCUGUGUGGCCUCCUCCCCCUACAUCUCUCACCCUCAAACUUUUUGAGGGGGAAAGGGGUACCCAUGCUUUCUUAAAACACUUUUAACCCCUUAAGGACCAAACUUCUGGAAUAAAAGGGACUCAUGACAUGUCACACAUGUCAUGUGUCCUUAAGGGGUUAAAGGGAGGAUGUGCCCCAAAACCAAAUGUUAAAGGGACACUAGUCACCCAGACCACUUAUAUUAAUGUAGUGCUCUGGGCGCAGUUGUCCUAUCCUUUUUCUUUUUUUACUAUGCAAUGUUUUACUUUGUUUAAACCUUUUUUAAAAUUUUUAUAGCAAGAGGAGAAUGGGGGAGGGCUAUAUAGAUCUAGGAACAGGGACACUAUAGUGUUACCUAUACAAACCUGUAAUGCUAUAGUGUCCUUUAAAUAAGUUGCAAAACUCCAAUGAUGCUCUGCCAGUUUUAGGCUGCUGCUGGACACCCAGGCUGAGCGAUAUAUACAUCUAUCUCUUUAACCCACCGUUUGGGGGAUUUUGUUUUAUUUUUUUUGUUUAUUUUACUUCAGCUUGGAGGCAAAAAAACUGGCCUCGGCGCUCAGAAAGUGAGCAGCAAAAGCUUCAAUGAGAUUGAGAAACACGCCCAGGCUGCAGAAAAACUGAAGGAAAAAGAUGUGGCCGUCUCCACUCCAAAGCCAGAAGAAGAUAUGUAAGUUUACCACAAUAAUUUUCUCCCUGCUAAAACGUAAAUUGUUAUAGAAGAUCAUGUUCCAUUCUAUUUUCCUAAUACCACAACUGUGAAUUUAUAAUGGCCAUAUAGUCUCCUUCUAAGACGGCAUAUCGCUAAUAAAAUAAACGCAGUCUAAGUACCAAUGUGAGCACUCCCCCUGCGUAAGCUGAAUUGACCUGAAUUAAGGGACUACUGGGCAAGGUUUUUUGAGAGUAAUCAACAUUUAGUGCUGCUUGUGUUAACCAGGAAUCGGUUUUAAUUCUGUAUAAAUGUUACAUUCUGCGAGUUGCAGUAGGAGGUGUCUGCAAUAUCUGUAGGCAACCAAAUCUUAAGAUUUACAAAGUUUGAUAACACAUUUGCGUCCGCAAACUGUAACUGAAAAAUAAAACCUAUUCUCCCAGAUAUUUAACUCCCUCAUAUUCAUGGUUUUAGGGUCGGUUCUUUACGUCUGGCGUACAAAGAACUGGAAAUCCAGAAACACAAAGACGACGAGAAACUCAAAAAUAUGCCUGCCAAGAAAAAGGCUGAUGCAGAGCGGCUUGGCAUGGGGUUUGGCAAUCGAAGGUACUGUAAGCUCCUAUUCUGUUCACAUUAAUGAAUUUUAAAUGUCUGUAUAUGCAUUGUACAGUGCUGUGUAAUAUGUUGGCACUGCAAUUAUUGAUCCUGCCACUGGAGGGUGCUCGAGCACACUCAGUGCGUGAAAACCUACAAAUGGACACAUGGCUUUACAUCAACUGUCAGUAGUUUAUUUUGUACUGAAAAUACCCAACACUUCAAUUUACUUUUGCAACUCCCACUCCCCAUUUCAAAUACCUAUUUGCUGAGAGUGAUGUGUGUACACAUCCAUAUAGUAAAUAUAUUUAAAUUAGAAAUGCUAAAAUGCAACAAGAGACCCUUUAUUUCAACCAAAAAUAACCACAACCCGGAUAGUCAAUCACUGCCGCAAACCACAGGAGAAAAUGUUUAAAUCGAAUUAUUCAGAUUUAACUUUACUGUCACUGUGCCAUGUACAUACAAGGCAAUGAAACAGUUUGUCCAUGAACUGCAGCAGCAAUUUAUAAAAAAAACGAUUUAAAAAAUGUGCAUCCAAUGUAAGCUCUUGCAAUCCUUCAUUAAUCCCAAUUUCCAGCCUAAAAAUACAUUGUUGUUGUACAGUAGGGCCGUCAUCUAGAGAUUGAACAUUCCUAUCCCAUAAGACUUCUGUAUCUGUGUUAUAAGUGUGCCAACUUCCAUACAGUUAUUUCCUAGUGCAGACCAGGGUUCCACCAUAGCUAAUGUUUGCACCAAUAUAGACACUAAGCGUAUCCCACUCUCGACCUUCAUAUACAGAGCUGCUAACGGCACGGUGAGACGGUGGAGAAUUAUGACGAAAUGGGUCUUCCCACAAUAGCCUCAGUUUUUCAUUUAUUUGAAUCAGAAAUGAUUCUGAAAGAUUAGAAAAUUUUUCAAAUUAUUUGUCAACAGAAGUCACUGUUAAACUCUACUAGAAUUUUUGUAAAUAAAUCUUCAGAAACGUUCUUAUAACCAAUUCUGAUCAUAUUAAAGUUUUAUUAAAUUGAGGUCAGUGUCGGCAUCAGUAUGUUUAUUUGGCCAGUUUUUAAUUCUAGGUUUGUGUUUUGGUUUUCUGGCAUAUUUACAACCCUCCUUCUCUUCCCCCAAUGAUGAAAUGGAGGGCCAUUAAAGACAAGUAUUUAUUCCUAAGAAUUUAUUUUUGCAUUAUUUUUUUUUUAAACUAAUUUUUUGUUUUUUUCUUUCACAGUGGGAUAUCACAUUCUGUACUUUCUGAGAUGAAAACAAUUGAACAAGAAGCUCCGAAAAAUGCAAAACCUAAGAAACCAUAUCCAGAAGAAGAACCUGAUGAUUUCUUUUUCAAGUCCUCCCGCUCACGGUAAGAAAAUAACAUCAGCCUUUUAAAUCAACCCAGCAGUCAGUUUAUUGGACGUACAACAGUAAUGAUCAACGUUUUCCCUACCAUGAUAAUGUGAAUUUAAACCUGACUGACUGGAAUGCCAUAGUGCAGCGUAAAAACCAGUGUGGGAUGUGCAGGCAGUAAAAGCUUGGUUACCGGUAACAAUGAAUGAAUCCUGGCAGAUAUCUAUAGAUCCAACGCCUGACAAACACACAGCAUGGAUCUGAAUGUCAGUGAAAGCUUCAUGGCACAUCCACGGUUAAAAUAUAGUGGGGUUCUGUUGGGUCGCUACAACUUCUACAGGCUCCUGGCCUCUCUUCGCAAGUCGCCUCCCUCAAGAACAGAUUACUUGGGAUGUGGGUAAUAGCGAACUAUUUGCGCACACACAAGGGUCUCCAACUACCUUUCAAGGUUUUCCACAGAAUGUAUUUUAUUCCAGGGUUUUAGAUCUAGCCGUUACACCCUGGCGGUCUCCAUUGCCUAUAGUCACAUGUUUUGCAGUUCUGUUGUGUUUUAUUUUUUUACUUUUUUUUUUUUUUUUACUGUUUAUUUGGAAUAAAUUUUUUAGUAUUUUCAGGUCAGAAAUUUCCCCAAUCUGAGCCCUCUCUAGUCGUGGGUAUUUUAUCGAGCCACCCCCACAGUACCCAGGGGUUACUGUGCCUAUAUUCUACCUGGCCCCAAUGGCAUGUAACCACCUGACCCACCACCUGCUAAAGGCAGUGCAUUUUACAUACGUUUUAUUAAGUGUUCUUGCAUAGCAAGACCACUUAAUGUUAUCUCACAUAUAUAUUAUUUUUAUUCUUAUUAUAGCCAAAUUUACCACCCUAACUCCUCCCACAGUUUUUACACUACAUAGACAGUAAUAUACCAAAACGUGCGGAUUGUUCCCGAUUGGAUUGCUAUUACUUUGUGGAACGUUUCGCCGAAUGGUUCACGGAAUAUCGUCGUUCUUGUGGCUAAAUUUGUCCCAUAGGAAUGAAUGGCAAAGCUAGAGUGGGAGCUGGCAAAAGCUGAAAAAUCAGGACAUGAUUUCUAAACUGCCACCACUCCCUUAUUUUCAGGCCCACCUACACAAAUCUAUAUCAAAACGUUCAGCUAUCCCUGCUGCCACUAAACAUGUCAACGGCUAAGCCAUAGUCCUGACAGUUUUCACAAUAUAAUCAUUUGUUUGCAACUAACGCCGUCCAUUGACAUUCAUUGAAACUUCACUCUACAAAGCUCAAAUUUGAAGUGCAAUUUCUAAACUGCGACUGUGCCAUCAUUUUUAAUACUUCAGAGACAUACUAUGCAUCAAAAUGUAGGUCUGGGGGGGGCGGAGCCAAGCGUCCGUACUGAAUGGCAGCAACUCUCAUGUGCUCCCGUGGCUGAGGAUACUACCCGUUACCACCCACAGCCCCACGGAACCCUACCCGCCGACAACACCUACCCUUCACACCCCAGGGAGGUGAGCCGGACACAGAUGCCCUUUCUGUUCCCGCAAACGGGCAGAAAAACCCGGCAGAGAUCGGGGGCCUAUCAAGAAUACCGCACAGCAAGGCCUGCACCAGACCUACUGGCACUGACGGCUGCCUUAUCCAGCCCGCUGCUGACCCCUCACCGGGAAUCAAGCAACAUGGGCCGAAGGACACAGAAACCCCUACAGGGAGCUAACAGGGACUCCCUAGAUAUCAGCGCCCAACGGCCUCCAAAAUGGCGAACCCACCUGAUGGUGUCAGCAACCUGGAAGACCCAGAGGAGCGGUCCGAAGAGAUGACAGAACCCCAACAGCCACACUACCCCACACUAGAGAGGAGGGAAAACCUAAACCCAGCCACUAAGCAAGAUAUUGCAGACUUGCUCCAAGAAAUGCGGCAGAUGCACACUGCAGAUAUGGACCUGAUCAAAACAGAGGUACAAGCGGUGACCGCACGCACACAGGCCUCAGAGGAAGAUAUACAAGAUCUCCGGAAAGAGGUACAAAGCCUAAAAGAAAUGGUCCAACACCUACAAACCUCCCAAACUACCAUAACCACCAGAGUAGAUCAGGCAGAAGACCGCCACAGGCGCGCCAAUAUCAAAAUCAGGGGGAUCCCUGACUCAGUCGACGCGACUGAACUGGCCCACUACCUUAGGCGCCUCUUCAGCACGCUCUUACCACCCGCUCAGGCAAAAAAGGUAGCACUUGACGGAUUCUUCCGAAUCAAGAAACCCAGACAGGCCCCGCAAACGGCCUCCCAGGACGUCAUCAUCCGCUGUCAAUCUCUGACCGAUAAAGCCCGACUUAUGGCUGCGGUAAGGGGGAAGACCCCGCUCCCCUUUGAGAACUCAUACCUCUCAUUCUACCAAGAUCUCACGCGGAACACACUCCUAUGGCGCCGGUCCCUAGGCCCAGUGACAAGGAGACUACAAGAAGCAGACAUCGAAUAUAGAUGGACACUACCAAGAGCCCUGAUAGUAACCGAGGGGGGCACCACCCAUAGACUCUCCUCACUUAACGAGGCGGACUCAUUUUUGCAAGCCAUUGGGCUACACACGAGACCCGCGAACGCGGAGAACCCUUCCACCCCACACACUUGGGAUCCGGACAGAAUAACGCCAUUCACCCCCAGAAGACGGGAAGAUAGAGGGGCACCAACUUGAGAUGACCAGCUCUCACACAAGCAUUCUGUUUUGUUCCACUAUGUUUUACCCAAGUUUAUAGUGAACCCCACACUAGUUCCCCCCAAUGCUGCAUCUACAUGACGGAUAUCGGACCUUACCAGACCGAACUUUUUAGCAACCCUAACGGGCUCCUUAACACCUAAUGCAGGCUCUAUCACCUGCUGAGGCCGAGAGACAGACUCUCACAACCCAUAGUACCCUCACCCUCCCUCCCCCCGUGUCCCCCUAGGUUAGGGGACGACAUCCUACGACCACUAGCCACACACACCCAUGUCACACUGAGUGUCUUCAUUGGCACCCCUACACUCUGAGCGACAGCACACAUACAUGGCCCAACAAUACAGUACCCAAUAUGACUCACCGACACUCACACCGCCUGAACCGAGAGGACGAACCUCACAACACGGGUCCAACCACAGACACCAGAGCACUCACAGACAGGGCAACCAGACACCAAUACUGGCCUACCCACCUCCAGGUCGACCUCCCCAGGAGAUUAUACCAUGGGACACAAUCACUACCCUAAAACUAAACGCACACCAUGCCUGGGAGACUGCCACAACAAACAUGCAACAAACACAACGUACACACCCUGACACAGGAGCGCAGCUGGACCCCCAACACAUGUUAUACUCCUCCCUAGUUGACCCAAGCAUGUCUUAAUUAAAAAAAAAAGAGGACAGAUGUAUAUGAAUGUCAUGUGUCAUACCUGUUAUAGCACCUAUGGUAACAUUUAAACAUUCAAUGCAAACCCUGUAAUAACCUGCUUCAUCCUCAAUAAAACAAAGAAUUACAAAAAAAAAAAAAAUGUAGGUCUGGGUCUUGUGAUUCACAAUAUAAAGCUCUUCGCUGUAGGAUUUAUAGUUUUUAAAAUACGACCGUUUGAAGAUGGCAACCGCCAAAAUACUCUGACCUGUGCCAGGCUGCAGCAGCAAGUGAUGUCAUAGACAGGGCCUUUUGAACACCUGCUAAUAUUUUUAUAAAUGGUUUAAUGUAACUGUGCAAUAACGUUGCAAUUAAAUGUGCUAUAUAAAUGAUAACAGUUACUCAGCCCACUCCAGUUGUAGACUACUGGUGGAGGCAAGAACACUUCACACAAUUUCCCCAGAAAUUGUAGCUUUUUUAGUUCUUUGUUAUUGCAUUACGGCCUUUACUGCAACUCUGCCCUGCUCAUUUUAAAAACAUUUUUUGGAUUUCUUAAAUUACAAGAUCAAUAUUGCUAUGUUUUAGAUGUUGGGUGACUUAGUUUAUCCCUGUAAAACUGCAAGAAUUGUAACCCUAGGUUUAUGAUGGGGCGGUAUCCAACUGGCAGUUUUCUAUGUAUUCUAAGAGACCUUUUUAUGAGACAUUGCACCCCGGUGAGGGCAGUUGGGAUUUCAUAGUUUUAGUUUCUGUGUGAGUGGGUCUGUAAUGGCUGGUUUGGCUCAUUUUAUAUUGUUGUUUAUAUUGAAUAAAGGAGCGUGACUUUUAAAAUAUCACACUUCACUUUUAUCCAAAACUCUGUAAGGUUUGUACUCCUGCUGAGUCACAUCUUUUUAUUUAAUUUGCCAGUUUCUCCAUUCAAAUACGUCACAUCUAACAUUGUAAUAUUGCUGAAGUUCACAGCACACUCGAAUACAUUGAUCGCGUGAUAUAAUUAUUUUAGUGAAAUAUCUCCAUGUCAAAAGGCAAAUAUAUCUCCUGUAUACACGAUAGCUCUGAAAUGACGGUUUUUAUUUUGCGUUUCUACAAUGCACCCUUAAUGUCAUCCAAACUAUGUAACUGAGCACGAUCUGUAUUGUCAUGCUGUCCCAGAGACCUUUGUGUUGCCGGGGGAGCUGUCUAUGGGCCACUGAUUCACACAGCUGUGGCAGCAGGUAGUUCUAGUAAUCUCUAUUUUUGGGUUUGUUAGUGUUUUUAAUUGCUUUGUGGGGAUAUUUAUGGGAUGAUAAUUUUAAGCAGUCGAGAAUUGCCCACUAUUUCAAUUCUCUUAGAUCUUAGAGAUCGUUUAUCAUGUAAGUGAAAAGUAUUCCAUACAAUUAAAUCACAAUUUGUUAUAAAAAUAGAUUUAUUUUUAUUGUAACAAAUUAAUUAACAAUAUUAUUAGGCAACAUGCAUGAUAAUAAUCAGUAAAUAUUUACUUACACGAUUUUUGAGGGUAUCCUUACAGACAAAAAGUGAAGCUUUUCACAGCGAAGGGCCAUAAAACCUUGGCUAACAGUUAGAACAACUGAGUAACCCUUUCAAUGCUGGCUAGAUCCUCCUAGGCAUAUAGUAUCCUAUUCUCCUGUGAUUUUCAAUUGAAAUAACAUUCAAACCAGCUCAUUAGUCAUUUCCUGGAACCAUCCAAUAAGAAUAAUCUACCAGAUUUUUACAAAAGCCGAAUUUAAUUUGUCUAAAAAAGAUAUCUUAUCUUAUUUUAGAGCAAAUCAAUACACCUGGAUAAAAACAACGGUAUGCUAACAUGUGAUAAUAUCACAUCAAUAUAUAAUUCUUAAUUUCACCUGCAGAAUGGAAUGUUUAUAACUAUGUAUUCUUUAGUUAACUAAGAUUUCUUAAUAUGGAAAUCUGACCGUGAUUUAUCCAGUCAUAUAUCAUGCUAUUAGUAAAUUUUAAUUAAUUUAAAUUAAUUAAAUAAAACCAGCAUAGUUACCAGUUAUGUAGAUAUUCUCAUCAGAUGAAUAGGUAGUCCCAGAAACUUGAUAGGUUGUAUGGAAGUUCAUGAGUAAUAGUGAAAAGUAGUGUUGGUUAGAAAGUGUCAAAGAGUUUAAGAGUUUAUGUCCAAGAGAGUUUAAGAGUAGAGUGUUAGUCCCAGAUAUUGUCCUGGAUUUCUCUGCAUGUAUGACUUGGAUGCCCAAACUUCAAUUAAUCUCUCUGUCUCCAACUACAACCUGUCUUCCCUUUGUCCUAACUUGUAAAGGGCCAGACUCUCUGUAUGUCUGUUGAUAUAAAUAUUCUGACAGCUUGCAUAAGUUUAACUCUUUCUCCUAGAUAUCGUGAUGAGACUCCGGAACCUGUUAGCAGUUCUUUCCAGAACUGGGAAGAUAACUCAGAUGAUUUCUGGAGGAAGGAAAGUGGGAUCACGGAUAUCUCCAUGUCUCUCGGGCACAAAACCUCCAGUUAUGACGAAAGGUAGAGUUUUCAAUCACCAGUAAUUCUCAUUUUCACCAUCUCUAUCUCGGGGUGUGCAAUCUCCUGCUUCCAACAAUGGAUCUUAAUGAGAGAAAGUAAAAAUCCUGAAUACGAUAUAUUCUUAGUGGAAAGUGAUGGGGAGAAAAUUAAUGGGGGAAAUGCCUGAUGGAGAGAGGAACUGUUGGCAAUGUAAAAAAAAAAGUAGGAAACGUGUGAGUUUGCAAAGCCCUAUGCUUCCCAGCUCCGGUCCAGAGGAAUGUAUGGUGAAUAUCUGCUGUGCCGCCACGCAGGUUACAAUAUAGAGAACUGGGAGCGAACCAGGCUGGAGACCAUGUCGCUAACGGUGCUAAUGGUUUUCUUUCAGACCCACAACCCGGCGAAAACCUGACCUGGAGCCAGCUUCCUCCACCGAUGAAGCCCAGAAGAAGUUUGGCAGUGCAAAGUCCAUUUCCUCAGACAUGUAUUUUGGAAAGCAAGACCACACUGAGGUGAGGAUGUUUUUUAUUUUUUUUUAAAUUUUUUUUUAUUGGUCUUUUUAAUAGUAACACUUCACUGUGCACCUGGUAACGGCUCCAAUUACACCGUCGAGGAAUUCAUUGACGUUUGAGCUCAUGAAGAAUCAUGGGAAAUCUACUUUACAACAUUCAUACCGAAUUCCAAUGUGGACCUUCACAUGUAUUUUAACAGGAAAUAUUCCAUGUUUUCACUCUGUGGGCGGAUUCUGCCGGGUACAAUGUUUCAGCUUUAGAUAAAUGUGCAUUUAUAGAGAGAACAUUUAAAAGAUUUUCUUAAGUGUUGGUCAACAGCUUCACUAUUUCUUGGCAUGUGUAGGCACAAUCCGUUAGCAUGCAUACCUUGUGUUUGGGGCAUUUUCAUUUUUAGUUUCUCCUUUCAGCAAUGUGAGCAUAUGGUUAGUGACUGAUUUAACGGUGUCAUGGCAGGCACACAAUAGAAGUUAGACUCUUUACAACAAACCUUUUCUUUUCAGCUAUUUUUCUUCACUGAUAUAUAUAUAUAUAUAUAUAUUUUUUUUAUUAGUAUGAAACUAGAUCUAGACUGGAUAGGAUGUCUGGAAACUCAUCCAUAAGCUCAGCUGACCUGUUUGAUGAACAAAAGCAACAGUCGGCAGGUAACUUAACCACAUUAUACAGUGACACAAUUAAAUUAAAAGAACUCCUAUGUAUUUCUCAUUCAAAUUCUUUUCAUUUCUUUACGGUAGAACCCACAUAGUAUUAAAAUAUUAUGUAUCCAGUGGUUCCUUACCAGUACAUUGAUUGGUGCAGGUCCCCACACCUCCUAUAACACACACUACCUGAGCAGCACACUCACUGCAGCUCCCCACACCUUCUAUAACCCACACUACCUGAGCAGCACGCUCACUGCAGCUCCCCACACCUCCUAUAACCCACACUACCUGAGCAGCACACUCACUGCAGCUCCCCACACCUCCUAUAACCCACACUACCUGAGCAGCACGCUCACUGCAGCUCCCCACACCUCCUAUAACCUACACUACCUGAGCAACACACUCACUGCAGCUCCCCACACCUCCUAUAACACACACUACCUGAGCAGCACGCUCACUGCAGCUCCCCACACCUCCUAUAACUCUCACUACCUUAGCAGCAUGCUCACUGCAGCUCCCCACACCUCCUAUAACACACACUACCUGAGCAGCACACUCACCCCAGCUCCCCACACCUCCUAUAACACUACCUGAGCAGCACGCUCACUGCAGCUCCUCACACCUCCUAUAACACACACUACCUGAGCAGCACACUCAUCCCAGCUCCCCACACCUCCUAUAACACACACUGCCUGAGCAGCGCUCUCACUGCAGCUCCCCACACCUCCUAUAACUCACACUACCUUAGCAGCAUGCUCACUGCAGCUCCCCACACCGCCUAUAACACACACUACCUGAGCAGCACGCUCACUGCAGCUCCCCACACCGCCUAUAACACACACUACCUGAGCAGCACACUCACCCCAGCUCCUUACACUACCUUAGCAGCACGCUCACUGCAGCUCCCCACAUCGCCUAUAACACACACUACCUGAGCAGCACGCUCACUGCAACUCCCCACACUACCUGAGCAGCACACUCACCCUAGCUCCCCACACCUAUAAUUCACACUACCUGAGCAACACGCACACUGCAGCUUCCCACAACUCCUAUAACACACACUACCUGAGCAACACUCACCCCAGCUCCCCACACUACCUGAACAGCACACUCACUGCAGAUCCCCACACCUCCUAUAACACACACUACCUGAGCAGCACACUCACUGCAGAUCCCCACACCUCCUAUAACACACACUACCUGAGCAACACGCUCACUGCAGAUCCCCACACCUCCUAUAACCCACACUACCUGAGCAGCACACUCACUGCAGAUCCCCACACCUCCUAUAACACACACUACCUGAGCAGCACACUCACUGCAGAUCCCCACACCUCCUAUAACACACACUACCUGAGCAGCACACUCACUGCAGAUCCCCACACCUCCUAUAACACACACUACCUGAGCAGCACACUCACUGCAGAUCCCCACACCUCCUAUAACACACACUACCUGAGCAGCACACUCACUGCAGAUCCCCACACCUCCUAUAACACACACUACCUGAGCAACACGCUCACUGCAGCUCCUCACACCUCCUAUAACACACACUACCUGAGCAGCACGCUCACUGCAGCUCCUCACACCUCCUAUAACACACACUACCUGAACAACACACUCACUGCAGCUCCCCGCACUCCUAUAACCCACACUACCUGAGCAGCACGCUCACUGCAGCUCCUCACACCUCCUAUAACACACACUACCUGAGCAGCACGCUCACUGCAGCUCCUCACACCUCCUAUAACACACACUACCUGAACAACACACUCACUGCAGCUCCCCACACCACCUAUAACCCACACUACCUCAGCAGCACACUCACUGCAGCUCCCCACACCACCUAUAACCCAUACUACCUGAGCAGCACACUCACUGCAGCUCCCCCACCACCUAUAACCCAUACUACCUGAGCAGGAAUUUUACGGAGAGGUUUGUUUUGUUUUUUUUCCUCUUUUUGAAGGAGCCUGACUUUGGGGUAAUGUAGUUGAAAUAUGUUUUAUCUUUUUUUUUUUUUUUUUAAGGAAAUUAUACAUUAACAAAUGUUUUGCCGUCAACACCAGACAUGGCAAACUUUAAGCAAGGUGUGAAGUCUGUAGCUGGCCGCCUCUCUGUUCUUGCCAAUGGCGUGAUGACUUCCAUUCAGGUUAGUGGUCUAUUCAUUUCUAGAUCUUCCAUUUAGAGGAACAAAAGAUAACGCAGCCCUUUUAUCUACGUGCAUUCACUUCUUUUUAUUACAUGACAGACUUGCCUUUAUGUUCAUAAAAUGUGUUCUCUCCUUGCAAAUGUUAACUUUAUAGAGUGUGACAAGGUUAAUCCGUACGAUCUUAACUAGCACUUUUUGUGUUUCAGGACCGAUAUGGAUCUUAAUUAGUGAGCCUCAAACAUGCAUAGCUUGGAAACAUCAAAGGAUGAAGAAUCCACCAAUGUUUGGAUGUUUUUAUUUUGAUAAAGGAUGUGUUUUUUUUUUUUUUUUUUCUUCCUCUCUUUAAAUGUUACUUGACACUUUGCAUUAAGGGUUCAUAUCUUGUGAGUUGGAGGACACUCACCUCUCGAUAAGCUCCUUUUAGUAUCCGAUGGCUUAUGUUGUAAUUCAGUUCUAAACUCCAUUUAGCACAUGACUGAUUAAAUAUUACCUAGUGUAAUGGAUUUGGUAUUUUUUAAACCCCCCCGCCCUCCCCCUUUCAGUGCUGUUAUCUCUCCACUGAACACACGGAAAUCCUGGCACACCUUCUCUCUUUGCUGCAAAGUCCUUUUUUUUUUUUUGGCUAUUAGUCUUGUCAAUUUACAUACAGCUAGAGGGGUGUGGGCAGGUAUUAAAUAAUGCGGCCUGCGUAAUUAAUUGCUUUAUUCUCUGAUGGCAAUGGAAAGCGGACCCUUCAAAAUUUCAUUCCAGGACAAUUCACAUAUAAAGAGCCAUUCAUCUUUAACAGUUUUCGAAUUUUAGAUAAACCUUCCUUAAAACCAGGAAGGGCAGAUGUAAAUAUUUUUUUCCUUUUUGUUUAUAUAUAACUUUAACAUUAUCCCCAAUAAUGACACUAAAUAAAAGGAUCCAUUUAAUUUAUGUUUUGCUUAGAUUAUUGUUGGUCAUUAGAGAGGUAAGGUGACAAAAUCCGAUUCCUUAAAGAAUUGAUUUCAGGCGGAUUUGUCCUCUGUAUUCUGCUAUUCUGAGUGUUUUUAUAAUUUCUAUGUUGAGGGAAGAGCAGCUCCCUGAUGAUUACAAAGAUUAGGAGAUUUAAUUACAAAUCUGUAAUACCAAUUUGUUUGUAAAACAUACAAAAUAUUUCUAUGCUGUAACCACUUUGCAAACUGUGUAUCGGAAAUGUUUGGUGUUUAAUCUCCCUGUGGGCUCCUUUUUGGCAUCUUAAAUAUUUACACCAUGUGGUAAUAGGACUGUGCCACGUAAUCCAUCUCUUCAAAUCUCUGAUCCAGGGUUGUCCAGGACUACAAUUCCCAUCAUUCUCUGGCAGCCAACGGAAUAUAUUCCACUUGGGUGUUUCUGCUUUAACAAUAGAAUUAUCGGAACUCUAGUAGUUAAUUUGUACAAAGCAAUCAGCUGAAGACCCAUAUCAAAACAAGAUUUGAACUACUUUUAUUUAAAUUCCGAAUGUUUCAUAUUUUUUUGUCCCACAUUAAUUUUAAAUGUGUUAUGGUGGGUGAAUGGCUAAGGCUGGGACAGGCCCUCUCUGACACCCUGUCCUUUGGAUUAGAUGGUUAUGCUUGCAAGCCAGACUGCUGUUUAUGGUGUCAGUUUGCCUGUCCCUGGGUAUGUGAUUCAUUUAAUGGUAAACUUGUUAAUAGUGGUUUCUCGUCCUCUAAUUCUGGGCUUAUGUGUGUCUGUUGUGUUUUAUUGUCACUGCAUAAAACACAACAAUUAAAUUUAAAUACCACUGUGUGGUCACAUUAACGUUGCCUUAGACUUGAUGUCACCUUUUCCAAUGUUUGGUGUUACAAUUAACAGCUUUAAAUGAAACCUAACGAAGAUCUAAUCGGGGAAGAGCCACUAAGGCUGCUAUUUUAAUAUGGAGACAAUCAGACAUAGAUGUAAAAUGCUAUUUGUGUAGAUAUAUGCAAUGUUCAUAUAUUCAGAGUAAGGGGAGCUUAGUCACUACUGCUUUAUAGACAUCCAAGUAAUGCAUUUUACUGUUAAUAUAAAUGAUUUCAUGCAAAUAGAUUUGAACUAUAGAUUUAUUUUUUUCUCCCCUCCCCCAUUAUUUUGAUUUUAUUUUGUAUCCCAAUUGAACCUGCUGUGUUUUAGACAGCGGAUCGAUCCCUGGCUUUUUAAUUGUAAUUUUUUUUUUUUUUUUACCCCUGUGUCUUUAUUUGUAAUUCCGAGCUUUGAAUUUGAGUUCUUUAAUAAACAUUUUAUUGCAGCAGAACAUUUUUGACUCUGGUUUUGUAAAUCUACAUGGUCUGUGUGAAGGUUUUAAAAUUUGUGAUGUGAUGCAGGAAUGGAGGGAAAAUGUUAUUAGUAAUAUUAAUAUAUUGAUCCACAAAUGGCGAUUACUCGUAAAGCUUUACUGAUCUGCCUUGACUCGGUUCUUGGUUGUUUAAAAGUCAAGAGAUUAAUUUUGCAUAAAUAACCUCCAUAAAUUCUACUAAUUAGCAAAGCUUUAUAGGGUGAUGGCUUAAUUAGCAGGAAACAUUUUAAUCUUAACUCAUACAUUUUGUUUAUUUCUAUUUUCAUUUGUGUAUGAGGAACAUGAAAAUAACAGGACCUAUUUAUUUUCAAUGAUUGAGAGUACCAUCGUGUGGCGAAAUUAACCUCGCCACUUGUGCCUGGAGAGGACUACUUGCCAGCAUCUUGCCUUUAGACCAUGUUGAAACACUGGAUUUUCCCCUGCAAAGACUCAAAAGCCGGGUCAUUUGGUGCUUGCCCUGUUUGAGUGAUGAUACCCCAGAUAGCUAUGCCAUGGAGCCCAUUCGUAUAAUGAAAGACUUUGGCUCCAUGGCAAUUGAACUGUAUGUGUGUGAUCUGAAUGCCAUUCAGUAAUGUGCGCUCAGAUCUGAGCUAUCUGGUGAUAUGUUGAAUGUACCUGUUUUGUGCAAUGGCUGCACAGUUAUAUAGUUUUAUUUAUUUUAUUGUAAGUUACAGUAUAUGUGUAAAAAGUGUAUUUUUCCUGCCUGUGAUAAAUUACAUUAACCCAUUGUGUACCAUAAUUAUGUCACAGGCAGAGGGGAGGGAUUGUAUUUUGGUGCUGAGUGUGUUUUUACGGUUUGCCUGUAAAGGAUUGGUUGUACUGUGUCCCACCCUGUGGGAUGUCCCCUUGCAUGGGGACUUGCAUAAAAAAACAGCGUG